CUCUAGAACAUCGAUAUUCAAGCAUUGGCCCACGAAUCAACCCAUUGGCAAAACCAAACUUCAAAGUUAGAAAGGUUCCCUGUCACCAAUUUUGUUGGUUUACAUUACACUCAUCCUAAUCAACGCCACUCCCUCUCGGAGGGUAUUGGAGUGUCAAGAUGUUCCCGCCAUCUCAAGGCUUGCAACUAGACAUUGAAGCCAUCAGCGGGAUUUGCGGUUCUAUCUCUAUUGCCUGCUGGGUCGUUGUUUUCUCUCCGCAAAUUAUAGAGAACUUCCAGAGGGGCUCUGCGGAUGGCCUUUCGGUUUUGUUCAUCGUGGCGUGGCUAGCGGGUGAUGUCUUCAAUAUCUUGGGAGCUGUGCUGCAAGGAGUUUUACCUACAAUGAUCAUCCUUGCCGUAUAUUACACAUUGGCCGACAUUGUGUUACUCGCGCAAUGCUUCUACUACAAAGGCUUCACUCUCAAAGACGAGAUCAAGAAGCCGGCCGACCGCGAUGACGAAAGGCGAGUCGCCUCCGAUGAACGAUCUCCUCUCCUCAGCAGGGAAAAUGGCAACGGCAGCAGCAAUGGUCACGGCCCAGCACUCAUAUCCGACAUGGAGCGCCGCUCCUCGCAAUCCUCAUUCCGAGAACGCUUCCUCUCCGUUGACGGGACCCAUUUUUCCCCCGUCAUGCCACUCCGACCAGAGCCUAAUGUCGUAGACCCUACUCCCCUAGCCCUAAAGCCCUCGCCCUCCAUCCUCUUCGCCGUCCUCUUCAACCUCAGCGCCGUCGUCCUCGUCUGCGCCGCCGGCGUCUUCGGCUGGUGGCUCAGCAACCGCUCCAAGCACCCCGACCGCCACCUCGAGCAGCCCGACCAAGACACGCUCCACUUUAACGUCCUCGGCCAGAUCUUCGGCUACAUCUGCGCGGUCCUCUACCUAGGCUCGCGCGUCCCGCAAUUGUUACUCAACUACCGCCGCAAGAGCACCGAGGGGAUCUCAAUGCUGUUCUUCCUAUUCGCGUGCAUCGGCAAUCUGACGUAUGUGCUAUCGAUCUUUGCAUAUUCCCCUAUAUGCAGGCACCCGAGGCAUUGUCGGGAGGGCGAGGCGAGGGCGGUUUAUGCGAGGUAUAUUGCGGUUAACUUUUCUUGGUUGUUGGGCAGCUUUGGGACGUUGUUGCUGGAUGGGUUUGUGUUUGUGCAGUAUUUUCUUUAUCGGAGGGAUGAGGAUGAGGAAGAAGAGGAUGUGGCCGUUGUUGUUUCUUAGAGGACGGUUAGACGCAUGGAGGGUUUGCUAGACGGCCUGCGCCUGCAUAGGUCAGGCGCCUUUAAAAUUCAAGAGUGUAUAUAUUUAUAUAUGAAACCGUACAAUCAAAGUUAUGGCCCUUCUG
Molecule: messenger RNA, 1368 nt
Organism: Mytilinidion resinicola
Lineage: Eukaryota; Fungi; Ascomycota; Dothideomycetes; Mytilinidiales; Mytilinidiaceae
Product: PQ loop repeat protein
Exons: 2
Coding region: 159-1244 (361 amino acids)
Biological process (GO): basic amino acid transmembrane export from vacuole
Cellular component (GO): fungal-type vacuole membrane
Source: RefSeq, a predicted model, not a curated record